AUGUCGGCGCCGUACUGGGGCCAGCUGCCAGAGCCGCAAGUCGUCAAAGACCGGCGCCGAAUGUCUGCAGGGCUCGACAGCAACGAAGACUCGUCUCGCCGAGCACCCAACCGCGCCUCCGUCCAGACCAGUUACACAGACGCCCUCACCGAGUCGACCUUUAGUCCGCACUCGCCCACGACGUCGAGCCUCGCCGACGCCGGCCUGGCCCCGAGACCGCCCUCGUACCAGCGCCAGAACCGCGUGUCUCGCCCGACCGACCACCACGACACCAGCCGCCCUGCCGUCGCUUCGGGUCUCUCGACGCCGCCUGCCGCUCCCGACGCACCUCGCGGCCCACCCGUCAGCUACCGUCAACCCUACGCCAACGGCGGCCUGCCCUACACAUAUCCGACCGCCGUCGCCUCGGCCGCUCCCCACGAUUCUGAAGCUCCUCUCGCUGCGCCGCUGCGGGACGAAGACAUGGAGCCCGAGGCAUACUACACCACGAGGCACGACGCCCACUUCGAUGGCUCGUCGCAGCUGCCGGUGCGCGACGUCGCGGCCAGGAGGGACGCAGACGUCGCCGCCCAGCCCCGUCGAGCGUCGGCCGCUGGGUCCUCGGCGGAACGUCGCAGAAAGUUGGCCAUCGACCGAUCACCACUGCAAAGGCUUGAGCUGACGCUCGAUAGCAUGACCAAGGAAGAGAAGAGGGCCCGGGUGCAGGCGGCAGAGCAGAGGGCGAGGCAGCGCGCAGCCGCAAAGGCGGCGGCAGAGAUGCCCGUCGCAAGAGAAGCGCAGCCGGAGGAGCAGUACCGGACGGACCGCCACUUGCAACAGGCACCUCAUAUGGUGCCCGCGCCAGUGUCUAUGCCGGCCCCCGUCUCGGUUGCGCAGCCAAUGCCCCACGAACCAGCCAGGAGAGAGGUAUCAGCUCGGCAUGAGCCGCCAUCACACAGCCAUCCACAAGAGGACCAUUACGAUUAUCGUCUCGCGCCAUGGCAAGCACCGCAACAGAGUCCGCGGCAGCAACGCCAGCAGCCACGUCAGGCUUCACGACAUGAGGCCGUCCCUCCUCAGCUGCCUCCUCCAAGACAGGAGCCCGUCCCUUCUCAGCUACCUCCUCCUACCGCGGACAGCGGCGUCCCAAAGCGCAACCUGAGCUUCCGCGAGCGCACUGCGCAGAACGAUGGUAACUUGGUUGGAGGCGAGACACAGCCGGUGCCCUCUGGCGGCGGCUUUGCCCUUACCCGCAGCGGGAGCAACAAGCUGAGGAAGGAGCCCCCUCCAGAGGCACGCUACCGUCAGAUGGGCGCCGAGAGAAGCGUGUCCAUGAGACAGAACCCCACGGGCCCUCCCCGGCCGGAGAGAAUAGUGCCCCUCGAGGCGCGAAACAAAGAAUUGCCACCACCGCCGCCAGAGGCCCGCGGCGCUUUGAGCCACGAUAAUGAGCGUUAUCCGGCGUUUGUCGAGAGUGAGCCUAUGCACAGCAUCCAGAGACGCGCCACUGAGCCCAGCCAGAGACACCGCGAACCCCAGGCUGCCCCCGUCACUAGCCACCCUCACGACGUCAAACUGCCCGCGGAGGCGCAGCCGGAUCAAACCGCUGUCAUCCGUCAUCAGCCACCGCAGGAGGCCGAUUCGGAGGCUUCACAUCCACAAUCUCACGUGAUGCCUGCCAUGAGGCGCGAGGAUCUGCGCCCAGGUGAGGGCCUUUAUAAGGCACCCGAGUGGCUGGAUGAGUGGAAGAAGGGCACUACAGGGACGCUGUCUGGUGUGCUUCUCGACGUCAGUCGGGAGCAGCCGUCUGGUGCCGAUCCGAACAAGGCGUGGUGGGAGACUGGACGAGCCGGCGGCAACAGCAACGCGACAAGGCGCAAGGCCGAAGCUUUCGACGGAGAAUACGACGACACGACAGGGCCAACUCGCUUCAAGCCACAAUUGUAUCUCAAGUGUGGCCCCCUUCUGAGGUAUUGCGGUAUCCGCCGCGAGAGGAUUCCUACGAGGUCCGGUGGCUUCUCUGAGCGCGAGAUAUGGCGGGGAAGCAUCAUGAUCGUCACUCGAGACUCGGAGUCUUCGUACGAGAUUGCUCCAAUGCUGCGGCUCUUUGUCCAAAACGUUGGGCUUCUGCCACGGCCGCCUCAUCAGGUGAACGGGGAUCUCCCGCCCGAGUACGUCGACCCGAUUGCCGGACAUCCCAAACUGGGGCGCAGGGGCGAGACGCUGUAUGUCCGCCCAGUGGAGCACCUGGAAGAAGCCAGGGACUUGUCUCGUGACGAAACCGACAAUGGUCUCUUCGAGAAGACAAAGAGCCCGCCGGACGUCCUGCCAGACGAUGGCUCUACCGAUCUUCCAGGCUCGUUUGCGCGCCGUCGCAAGGCCGUUGGUGUCGAUGGCGAGAAGCUACAAAAGUACAAGGAUGUUCGGGGCUUCCGCCUGCACGCCGAGCGCGGACAUACCUUCUGGCGCUUCAACAUCGAGGUGGAGCUCCAGGCCAAGCAGCAGCGGAUCGCCUACCGCAUCAACCGAGGACCCUGCAUGGGGUUCUGGGUCCCAGCGCGCGGAGAGGCCAUGAACAUCAUGUUCUACAGCUGCAACGGCUUCAGCCUCAGCGCCAAGCCCGACGAGCUCAGCGGCCCGGACCCCAUGUGGCGGGAUGUGCUGAACACGCAUCAGACGCAGCCCUUCCACGCCAUGAUCGGCGGUGGUGACCAGCUUUACAACGACUGCAUAUCUGACGAAUGCCAGCUCUUUGACGAGUGGUUGGACAUUCGCAACCCUCACCACAAGCACAAUGCGCCGUUUUCGCCUGAGAUGCAAGACGAGAUGGAGGAGUUCUACCUUGAGCGAUAUUGCAUGUGGUUCUCUCAGGGCCUCUUCGGACUGGCCAAUUCGCAGAUCCCCAUGGUCAACAUGUAUGACGACCACGACAUCUUUGACGGAUACGGUUCGUACCCUGACCGCUACAUGAACUCGCCCGUCUUCCGUGGCCUCGGUGCCGUGGCGUUCAAGUACUACAUGUUGUUCCAGCAUCAAAGCCUCAUGGGUGAGACCGAGAACACGGAGCCAAGCUGGAUUCUCGGAGACCAGCCGGGGCCGUACAUAGGUGAGCUGAGCCGCAGCGUGUACAUGUCCAUGGGUGGCAAGGUGGCGUUGCUGGCGGUCGACUGCCGGACGGAGAGGACUGAACACGACGUCAUUGGGGACAAGACAUGGGAGAAGAUUAUGAACCGACUAUACGCCGAGCUUAGGCGCGGACAGGUGGAACAUCUCCUUGUUCUGCUUGGCGUGCCCAUUGCUUACCCCCGUCUGGUGUGGCUGGAGAAUAUCCUGACAUCGCGAUUGAUGCACCCCGUCAAGGCUUUGGGGCGGACGGGCGUCCUCGGCAAGGCCCUCAAUAACAUCGAUGGCGGCGUCGAGGUUCUGGACGACCUGAAUGACCACUGGACAGCCAAGAACCACAAGCAUGAACGCAGCAUCAUCAUCGAGGACCUGCAAGACCUCGCCAUUGAUAAGUCGAUGCGGGUCACCAUUUUGAGCGGCGACGUGCAUCUGGCCGCGGUCGGGCAGUUCUUCUCGAACCCGAAGCUCGGACUGGCCAAGCACAAGGACCCGCGGUACAUGCCCAACAUCAUCUCGUCAGCCAUGGCCAACGCGCCACCAUCGGAUCUCAUGGCAGACGUGCUCAACAAGCGCAACAAGGUGCAUCACUUUGACAAGCAGACGGACGAGAACAUGAUUCCUCUCUUCCAGCACGGUGUGGAUGGCAAGGCCAGGAACAACAAGCAUCUUCUGCCGCACCGAAACUGGUGCCAGAUUCGUGCGUGGUCGCCAGGCAACACGCCACCUCCGACGCCGCCGUUGUCGGCCUACGACGGCAGCCCAAGCCCGCCGCCUAGCAACAAGGGUGGAAUCUUCAGGAGGUUGUCGUCCAGAAGGCAGCCUCAAGCGGUUCGUUUCGACGGGUCGAGAGACUCUGUGAGAGGCCCCAAACCUCCUGUGUCUGGCGGCAUGGGCUUCUUCCGCAGCCUCUCGCGACGCAACUCUACCGACGGGCGACGGCCGGCCAAACUCACCCGAACAAUGUCGCUGGGCCGGGGAGACGGCGAGAAGAGGGGCUUCUUCGGGUUCGGGCGGCGAGGGAGCGAGAGUCGGCCCGACGAUGGUGGCAUCAACGGACAGUGGGGCGCCGACAGCGACGAGGACGAAUACUACGGCCACCCGGCGCAUCCUCCUCCCGCUGCUCGUCCGUCAGGCUUGCGCGGAGGAGGUACGUAUGACGACGAGUAUGCCGAGGGCGACGACUCGUACUUUACCGCGAGGCCGCUGCCGCCUCGUCGCGCGGUGACGCUGGGCAGCCAGCCUGCAUCGGCCGGCGACGAGGAGGGUCCCGUCAUCAGGCCAUUCCACCGCACGCCGACGGGAUUAUCGACGAAGCAGAUGAAGAAGGCAGAGCAGUACGAGGUGGAUCUGGAAGGUGGACUGGACAUUACGCUCAACGUCGAAGUCAACCCCAAGGAUCCGACGGGAAUCACAGUGCCGUACCGCCUGCUGGUGCCGCGGCUGCAGUACGAGUACGACCCGGCGAAUGACGAGUUGGCGGCGUCGACGAAGCGGCCGGCUCAAGAGCCGCGAGGGUUCAAGAGGCUGUUUAGCAUACGGAGGCGGAAGCAAGAAAAGGCUGAUGAGAUUGACGACAGGCCACCGAGCGAGGAGGAUGAGGACGAGGACGAGGACGACUAUCCACGGCGAUGA
Purpureocillium lilacinum is the source of this 4734-nucleotide messenger RNA. RefSeq lists its product as uncharacterized. NCBI's taxonomy places the organism in Eukaryota, Fungi, Ascomycota, Sordariomycetes, Hypocreales, Ophiocordycipitaceae. The record is from RefSeq and is a predicted model, not a curated record. Gene Ontology annotation, cellular component: membrane.